AUGGCGAGCAACGGUCACACCAACGGCGUGUCCUAUUCGCCUCUCGUCGAGACGAGCCGAAUCUUCUCCGACCUUUGCGCACAGUCCGAGCGCUUGAACCUACCACCACAGGUACAGGCGAACAAAGAUCAUGUUUCUUUCUCUUCAAGCCAUAAUGAAAUCUACUUCCCCAUCCCUUUCAAGGAGACCGAGACGUUGGCGGCUUUGAAGGGUAUUGAGGGCUCUGUGGCUGCCGCAAUUGCGGAUCUGCGGUUCGGAUCGCAGCCGCGUGACGUUCAAGUGAGCCUCGAGGGUGCAACGGCAUUCGGAUGCCAGGCAUACAUGGCAAAAAUUGAUGGAUUGUCCAAGUUGGAUCCUAAUGUCAAGUCUAAGUUGAAGGAUACUGAUCUUUUGGCGGCCCAGUCGAACGGCUACCGUCGCAUGUCGGCUAAUCUGUAUAAGACCAAGAUUCCCGGUGAAUAUUACCAUAUCCACGGCUCUCUGGAAGCUACUACGACCCUCAACAUGAUUGGUCUCGAGGGCCAUCGUCCGGAUUUGACCGACUAUGAGGAAGUUAUCAAGGUCAUCGAGGAGAAGGUACAGAAGUAUACCGUUCCCGAGCUGGAGGCAAUGAACAAGGAGAGGCGGCAGGCUGGUGUUCCGGCACUCAAGUAUGAAGACUUUAUCAAGACUCCUCACGGAAAAUUGAACGUCCAAGAGCCUGCCUGGAAGGUAGACAAGCUUCCGGGUGAUCUUCCUCCCACUCCCUUCCCAGCUAGCCAAACUGGAAGCAAGAAGAUCCUCGAGGGUGUCAAAGUCCUCGAAAUGUGCCGCAUCAUUGCAGGCCCAACGGUUACGCGUAUUCUGGCCGAAUAUGGUGCCGACGUUCUGAAAAUCACUAGUCCCAAUCUAUCCGAUGUACCCUUCUUUCAAGUCGACGGUAACAUGGGCAAGCACGCAGCCGACCUUGAUUUGAAGACUGAGGCCGGACGGCAGGAAUUCGAGAAGCUCGUAGCCGAUGCCGAUGUCAUUGUUGAUGGAUACCGGCCCGGCGCUCUCGAGAAGCUGGGCUACGGUCCCCAGGCUAUGGCUGCUCUAGCUGAGAAGCGCGGAAAGGGCAUUGUCUAUGUGAACGAGAACUGCUUCGGUUACGAAGGCGAGUGGGCCGAACGAGCUGGCUGGCAGCAGAUUGCCGAUUGCGUUACUGGUGUCGCCUGGGCUCAAGGUCAAUUCAUGGGCCUCGACAACCCCGUUGUUCCUCCCUUCCCAAUCUCUGACUACGGCACGGGCUGUAUGGGCGCUAUCGCCGCUCUCUCUGGUCUCUACCAUCGCGCCAAGACCGGUGGUUCUUACCACGGCAAGGCCUCCCUGAUGCACUAUGAUCUUCUCCUCUUCGCCGUCGGCCAGUAUCCCGCCGAGGUACAGGAGAAGUUGCGCGCUGCCCAGCCAGCGGAUUUCUUCAAACUACGCCACUGUGAUAGCGUGGAUCGCAUUUCGUCCACUGUACUCAAGGGCAUGCAGACUCGUUUCCCACACUUGUAUAUGUCCUCCGGUGCUAGCUCGAAGGAGGGCCAGCAGGCGUUGACUGAGAGCUGGUUCUCCAAGGCGUACAACACGGAUAUCGAAGUUGUGCGUCCCGUUGCCGUUGUCUCGGGUGUUGAUAAUCAGUUCGUGAGGGCUAGUCGUCCUAAUGGAUCGGAUCGGGCCAGUUGGGAGGAUUUCAAGCAGGAUGGCGAGGGAGAUGUUAAGAAGUGUUAA
Penicillium cataractarum is the source of this 1737-nucleotide messenger RNA. Its product is annotated as CAIB/BAIF family enzyme. The transcript has 4 exons. The record is from RefSeq and is a predicted model, not a curated record. Gene Ontology annotation, molecular function: catalytic activity. Bases 1 to 1737 code for a protein of 578 amino acids. Lineage: Eukaryota; Fungi; Ascomycota; Eurotiomycetes; Eurotiales; Aspergillaceae.